GACUUCAGUGUAACAAGAGCCGUUUGAUUCAAAUAGAUUGAAAAGAUGUCGAAAACCCUCGAGGAAUCUCCCAAUGCCCACAUCAACAAGACCCUGCUGGACAAGUACAUGAGCCUGCCGAUGCCGGAGGGCAAGAUCCAGGCCACGUACAUCUGGAUCGACGGCACUGGCGAAAAUCUCCGCUGCAAGGACCGAACGCUCGAAUUCAUUCCCGAAAAACCCAGCGACCUUCCCAUCUGGAACUACGAUGGAAGCUCGUGCUACCAGGCCGAGGGACACAACUCGGAUGUCUACCUGCAUCCGGUAGCGAUCUUCAAGGACCCAUUCCGACGAGAUAACAACAUCUUGGUCAUGUGCGAAACCUACCGGUUCGAUGGGACGCUAACCGAGUCGAACAAACGCCGUACGUGUCGUGAAGUCUGCGACCAAGUGACCGACGAAAAACCCUGGUUCGGAAUCGAACAGGAGUACACACUGCUGGACAUCGACGGGCGGCCCCUGGGAUGGCCGAAGAAUGGCUUCCCGGGACCACAAGGACCGUACUACUGUGGAGUAGGCGCAAACAAGGUGUACGCUCGGGACAUCGUCGAUGCCCACUACCGGGCGUGUCUGUAUGCCGGUAUCAAGAUUUGCGGUACCAACGCCGAGGUCAUGCCGGCCCAAUGGGAAUAUCAAGUGGGACCAUGCGAGGGCAUCUCGAUUGGUGAUGAACUGUGGGUGUCACGCUUCCUGCUGCACCGGAUCGCCGAGGAGUUUGGCAUUGUCGCCACUCUGGAUCCGAAACCGAUGGAAGGUGAUUGGAACGGUGCCGGUGCGCAUACCAACGUGUCAACCAAGGCCAUGCGUGAGGAAGGUGGAAUAGUCGAAAUCGAAAGCGCCAUUGCUAAGCUGUCCAAAUGCCACGAGCGCCAUAUCCGGGCUUACGACCCACGCGAGGGCAAAGAUAACGAACGUCGCCUGACAGGCAGGCACGAAACCAGCUCGAUCCACGACUUCAAAGCCGGAGUGGCUAACCGUGGAGCUUCGAUUCGUAUCCCGCGUGGGGUCGCCGACGAAGGCAAGGGCUAUUUCGAAGACCGACGGCCAAGCUCCAACUGUGAUCCGUACAGCGUUGUGGAAGCCAUUCUCAGAACAAUUUGCCUGGACGAAUAAUGGAAUUGUUUCAUCGUUAAAGUUCAUAUUUAUUCAUAAAUCUAACACACAAAGAGCAACAAACACAAGAAGAAAAAAAGAUAAAACGGUGCAUUCAAUUGUAACUAACUUCAAAGUUUAUUUUUCUGUUUUAACAUAUGAUUUUUGUUCUUUUACAUUAUGAGAAUAGAUGAAGAGAUAUAUUAUAUUAAUAUUCCACAUCAUAGACACACAUCAAUCGAUAUUAGCCGGGCAAAAGAGCCUUCUGUGCAACGUAGAAUCUAUCGUCUACUGCUACAGUGUUGUACUGUUUUACUGUUGUAAUAAACGUAUGAAAAA
This is a messenger RNA of Ochlerotatus camptorhynchus, 1470 nucleotides long. RefSeq names its product glutamine synthetase 2 (gene Gs2). Gene Ontology annotation, cellular component: cytoplasm. The record is from RefSeq and is a predicted model, not a curated record. The coding region runs from base 46 to 1152 and encodes 368 amino acids. Gene Ontology annotation, molecular function: glutamine synthetase activity. The transcript has 6 exons. Lineage: Eukaryota; Metazoa; Arthropoda; Insecta; Diptera; Culicidae.